Branchiostoma floridae (Florida lancelet) is the source of this 2817-nucleotide messenger RNA. RefSeq names its product U2 small nuclear ribonucleoprotein auxiliary factor 35 kDa subunit-related protein 2-like. NCBI's taxonomy places the organism in Eukaryota, Metazoa, Chordata, Leptocardii, Amphioxiformes, Branchiostomatidae. Bases 61 to 1947 code for a protein of 628 amino acids. Gene Ontology annotation, molecular function: pre-mRNA 3'-splice site binding; metal ion binding. Gene Ontology annotation, biological process: mRNA splicing, via spliceosome. The record is from RefSeq and is a predicted model, not a curated record. The transcript is spliced from 13 exons. Gene Ontology annotation, cellular component: U2AF complex; spliceosomal complex.
GUCAUCAAGGUUCGUGUACGCAGGAGAUGAUGACGUAGUACACAUCAGGUGUCUGUAAGCAUGGCGCAGGAUUCACCUGGUGGAGAAAACGGGCAAAAACAACAAAAACUCAGCCACAAGCAGAAGAAAGCCUUAUGGAGGAAAGAGAAAAGACGAAAGAAACGCCAGGAAGAAGCAAGAGCAAGAGAGGAAGAGUUGCAAGCUGAACCAGGAACAAAUGAAGCACCAGAAAAGGAAGAAGUGAGUGAUGGAGAGAGGAACAGACAAGAAGAUGAAGCGGAGAGGGAGAGACAGCAUCAGUUAUGGUUGGAAAGGGAGGCUCGAGCCCAGGAGGAGUUCAGAGUCAGGAGGGAGAGAGAGGAGAUGAAGAAGAGGGAACUGGAAGAGCAGGAGAGGUUGAUAAGGGAAGAAUGGGAAGAACAACAGAGACAGGAGAAGGAGGCAAAAGAAAGGAAGGAGCAACAGAAGAAGGAACAAGAGGACAAGUUGAACAAGAUGUUAGACUCUUCAAGUACAUCAGGAACUAAGAAGAAGGAGGAGUGGCACAACCCAAUGGCUCCGGCUGACUACAGCGCAGGUGGCGAGGUGCCUGCACCAUCUGGCAGGGCAGCAGAGGACUGCCCCUUCUUCAAGAAAACUGGUGCCUGUAGAUUUGGUGACAGGUGCUCCAGAAAGCACACAAGACCCGACUCCUCCACAACUCUCCUUAUUGCUGGAAUGUUUGCGACCUUUGCCCUGGACCAGACCCAGAGAGAUGACUUUGAUGAGACCAUGUAUCUGGAGUAUGGUGAGGACGAACUGUACAAGGACUUUAUAGAGUUCUACAACGACACACUGCCAGAGUUCAGAACGCUGGGGAGAGUGGUACAGUUCAAGGUCUGCUGCAACCAUGAGCCACACUUACGAGGGAACGUCUACGUUCAGUAUGAGAGGGAGGAGGACUGCUUGGAAGCUAUAAGGAAGUUCCACGGCCGCUUCUAUGCAGGUAAACAGCUCACCUGUGAGAUGACACCUGUCACAAGCUGGAAGUCUGCUAUUUGUGGUCUGUUUUCUCGGAAGAGAUGCCCAAAGGGAAAGCACUGCAACUUCCUGCACGUCUUCCCCAACCCUGGGCGGGAGUUCCGAGAUGCAGACGAGGACCACCACUUGGGUAGAGGUCAACAGGACAGCCGGCGGAGUUGGCGGGAGUUUAGUGAACGACGUGGUUCUGUUAGCGCCAGGUCCUGGAGACAGUCAUCAGAACGACGGAGUCACAGUCCUUCUCACAGGAGUCAGAGGAGUCUGAGGAGAGAAUCUCGGAGUAGGUCUAGGGAGAGGUCAAGACGCAGGUCAAGGGUUAGGUCAAGGUCAAAAAGUCGGUCAAGACGGAGGAAGAGGUCAAGGAGUAGGUCAAGAGAAAGAAGCAGUAGAAGGGAACAAGAUAGAGUUAGUAGGACCAACAGAGGCUCAAGCAUAGGACAAAGUAGUAGAACUGAAAAUGAAAAAGAGCACAAGGAUGUAAAGAAUGAAGACUCCGAUUCUGGUCAAGAAAGCAGCAAUACUGAUGAUCAUACACGCAAUGAAGAAACGGUAGAUGGACAAAAGGAGAUGGAAACAUCAACAGGUAGUUGUCUGAAUCCUGAUGAUGGUAAGGACACUGUAACAGGGCAACAAGAGGAAGUGGUGUUGACAAGAUCUCCAAGGAAGUCAAAGUCACCUUCUGUGAAGCAGUGGUCAAGGUCAAGGAGCAGGUCAAAGUCAAGGUCUCCUCACGCGUCCUCACACCACAAACACAAACGGUCCCACUCACACAGGAGACAUCGUAAGAAAAAGAAGAAGAAGAGAAGAAAGAGAGCUGAAGAUGAGGAGGACAGCAGAGAUAAGUCUUCAUCAGGUUCUGGUUCAGAGCAGGAGGAGGUUGAAUCAUGUGAUACAGUGUUAGAUUCUGUUAGCACACAAGAAACAUAAUGGCUGUGUGUUGAAUAUACAGUUUUGGCAUCAGAUAUUAUUACAAUCAUUUUCUCUGUACCAUAGUAGCCUGAGUACCAUCCUCUGUAGUGACAGUGACCGUUGGCUCAAUCCUUUUUCUUUGCUAACCACAGAUAGCAAGUUAAUUAAAGGAUUGAGCCAGUGGGCACUACGAAGGAUGGUUUUCAGACUAGUAUCAUACUAUAGGUGAUGUGACUUUAAGUCAUUUCUUGCCUAACAUCAGCUUAAAAGUUGGGCUUUUCUAAUGCAGAAAACAUUGUAUAUGGUGCUCUGUUUAUUUUUGUAUCAGUUGUCACUAUUCAUAGCAUUGGGUAUGGCAAAUGUAAAGUCAUGAAUAAAGUUGUCUCAGUAGUAGUGCAGAAAGAUAAAAAAUGGUGUGAAGAGAGUUUUGUGGAACUAGUUUUGAUUGACAGUUGAUUAAUUGGCUGUAUUAAGACAUUUUUAGGCCUCUGGUAAGCUUGAAGGAAGUUUCCAUCAACGAACUAUUACACCAUAUUUCUGUUGUAUUUCUGGAAAAAGAUGUCUCAGAGUAUCAGGUUCAACCUGAAAUUAUACAUGUAGAAGACAUAUGACAAUAUUUUUUCAGGUGUUUUGUCUCUUUACAGAAGCUGUUUUUAAAUUAGGUACAUGUAUAUACAAAACUGGCCAUGGUGAGUCCCAACAACUCUUUAUUCAUUAUGUAGGUGCUGUACAGAAAACGUGACAACUUUUCUGUGGUAUUGACCACGAUGCAGUAUUGAUAAAAAGUCUUGUGUAAAUGACAGUAAUCAAGUAGUAUUUUUCUUUGCAGGCAACUUUUUUAGUUACUAUUGUACCCACAUGUAACAUUAAAUACAUUUCUUGGCCCUA